Messenger RNA from Arachis ipaensis, 956 nucleotides. The record is from RefSeq and is a predicted model, not a curated record. Lineage: Eukaryota; Viridiplantae; Streptophyta; Magnoliopsida; Fabales; Fabaceae.
UUACUGCAAUAAUUCUGAUCUCUCUCUCUCUCUCUCUCUCUCUCUCUCUUCUCCAAUUCUUGAAUAUUUCUGAGGCACAAGAAUCAUCAUGUCAGAGUCAUCACUGAAGAUGUUAGGGAUAAUAGUAGCGAUCCUGGUGUGUGUUGUGAUCUGGUACUUGUCGGUAUAUUACUUUCUGAAAAAAUGGAAAACAGUUCAAGUGCGUCCUGUGAAUGAACACGGAGGCGGAGAUCAAGAGAUGGCUGCUCUGGAUCAACACGGCCAUGGCCACGGCGGAGAGCCGGCUCUACCGGAGAAUCAUCCUCCUCACCAGGAACCUCACUUUGACGCCAUCGCCCAAGGACAAGCUCAAGAACAUCCUCCUCAUCACCAUGAACACCUUCCACUCCUUCUCGAUGGAACAUCAAAUAAUGCUGAUUCUCCAAGAACUGAUAAAGUUGAGCCGAUUCAAGAUCGAACUCUGCCACCGCUGGAUGAACUGAAAGAAACUACGGUUAACUCUGGGGAUGAAGAUGCCCGUGCCCUUGGAACCUUUGGUUACGAUGCACCAGAAUAUGCAAUGAGUGGGAAAUUGAAUGCUAAGAGUGCUCUAUUACAUAGCUUGGGUGUUGUCCUUCAGAAGCUUUUGGCAGAUCAUGCAUUAUCAAGUGGUCAGCAGAGCCUAUUUUCUAGGGCUUUUCCAAAACACAGGCAUUGUUUAGAUGAGAAACUAGGAGCUGUUGCAAUGUAUGUGAGAUAUGAAGAAGCUGUUUUUUGAACAUUCACAAGCUCUGCAACCUUUUUUGAAUGCAAGACCCUGCUGCUUAUGCACCAAACUAGACUCUCUAUAUCUCCUUCUACCUACUGUAUCUACUCUCUGUACAUUUGCUUGCAAAAACAAACAAACAUGCUUCCCAUUGACCAUUGUUUACAUACAUUUCAUUCAUUUUGUUCAUAAUCCAUGAGUGUUUUUGAGG